AUGAGUGACCUUUGUCAUAACUGCGGCGAUUGUCAUCUUGGAUCUAAUCCGAUGCCAUGCCCGCAACCUCUCAACGAAUGUAUCAUCUGCAGGAACUACGGUCAUACCUACAAUUUCUGCCCGCUCAGUGUGAGAGUCAUCGACAAGAACUAUCAGUACUGGAUGCUAUGCCACAAUUGCGAUCGGUGGCACCUCCCGCGUCCGUGUGGAUUCUCCUUGGUGACAUGCCCAAAAUGCCAUCAUGUCGGACAUUUGCCGGCCUUUUGCCCGCUUCUUCCAGCCGCUCGCGUGCCGCCGUUAGGAGACUCUACGACACAGGGCCGACAACAACCCCACAGCACCACGUAUAGCAGAGACUCCGGAGCCCUCACCGGAUCCGCCGAAGCCCACACACAGCUCAACUCCUCAACUGUGCCACCGAAUCCGUACAUGCCACCGAUCUCUAGCACUACCGGACAGCAUCAAGGCGCCGCAUCUUUUGGUCUUGCCACAAUGUCGAGUCUGUAUGACAACGUGCAUGGUCAGCACCACCAGAAGCAACCGAGACAGAACGCCGAGAUGCAGACAUUUCCAACCCCAAUGCCAUCGUCGGCAAUCAAAUCGACCUCUCUUGCUACCGGCGAAGACCCAUUUGUUGACUCUGUACCGAGGGAUCAGUCGUCGGUCCCGCACGACCCCUACGGUACUCAGUCUCUCGGAAACGCUGCUGUAGAGCCAGAGACUGCAGAAUCUGGCGAGAAGUCCAAGCCUGUACGAAAGCCUCUCAGUAAAGCCACACCUUGUUAUGCCUGCAAGAAGGCCAAGAAGCGAUGCAGACACUUGCAGACUGAUGCCAUGWACAGCACUUUGCCCGCAGCGGAGGUCGGAGAAGCCGAAACCGCGAAGACCACGGUUAAGAGACUCAAGCUUACCGUCAGUAACGACACGGCAGGUCAAGAUCACGAGUAUGUCCAGACAAUGGCCGCUGGUGCUGGCCAGGAGAGCCAGGACAGUACAGUGCUACAAGACAGUGGAAGAAAAGACGCGAACAAUACACACCAAGGCAACGGAGCAGUCUCCCACGGAAGCGAUGUCACUUCAGGCUGGCUGCAGCAACCCGGUGAUAACAGCAUGCAAUCGUUCCUGCCAGCAAUCAACACGAACGCAAACGCCACGAAUGCGACCCAAUCUCACAACCUUCCUCCACUCAGCGACGCUAUGGCAGCCAGCAUACUUUCGAACUACAACAAUAACACGGGCACCUACAUGGCGCACUCCCAUCAAACGACUCCGUUUGCGAACAGUGGCAAUGUGACGCAUCAGUCACAAUCUGUGGUUCUCGGCGAUUCYCGGCCGAUAGACGAUCAAUCAUAUGGGAUGGCGCAGGCUGGUUUUCGCCGAGGUGGUGAUGUCUUCACUUUCGACGACACCUCCAGGAUUGCCAGCUUCCGGGAGAACAAGCAAGACAUGAACGUGCACUCAGUCACGGAGAGCCCUUCCGGCCAGAUCCAAUAUGAACAGGCCUCGCCUGCGGUCACGGAUACGCCCGCCGAGACGGUGUCCACUGCGAAGCCCAAGAAAGUAGCAUCGAAGAAGAAGGGUGGCGGCCGCAAGCAGAAGAAGUGA
Ramularia collo-cygni is the source of this 1605-nucleotide messenger RNA. RefSeq lists its product as uncharacterized. The record is from RefSeq and is a predicted model, not a curated record. NCBI's taxonomy places the organism in Eukaryota, Fungi, Ascomycota, Dothideomycetes, Mycosphaerellales, Mycosphaerellaceae. Bases 1 to 1605 code for a protein of 534 amino acids. The transcript has 7 exons.